Messenger RNA from Selaginella moellendorffii, 1545 nucleotides. RefSeq names its product formin-like protein 7. Lineage: Eukaryota; Viridiplantae; Streptophyta; Lycopodiopsida; Selaginellales; Selaginellaceae. Bases 1 to 1545 code for a protein of 514 amino acids. The record is from RefSeq and is a predicted model, not a curated record. Gene Ontology annotation, molecular function: protein binding. The transcript is spliced from 3 exons.
AUGGAAAACAAAAAAAUUCUAUAUUUAAUUCUAUUACUUGCAGUCAUUCUAAAUAAUGAGAAUUUUUGUGAUGCCACUACACUGAUUCAAGUGGAAGGCUAUACUUAUUGUACUAGUUGUGGUUUAGUUUCUCAGAAUGGGAUCUUGGGUGCCAAGGUAAAUCUAGUUUGUCCAGGAGACAGUGGUUUAUCAUUUACAAAUCUUAGAGGGUAUUUUGAUAUCCUUAAAUUAAUCAAGACUGGAACAAAUAUUGGGAGUUGCAAAGUGAGUGUGGAUGGGAGUAGAGCACCCCUACUCCCCUGGGGCUGUACAUUUUUAACAAACAUAAAUGGGGGUUCAAUUGGUCAAUCUUUAAGCACAUGUAUCAACAAUGGAAACAACAAAUUCACUUGUGGGCCUUAUUAUUUUACUCCAAAUGCUUGUCUGCCUCCACCACCACUACUACCACCCCUUAGAACACCACCACCACCACCACAAAGAACACCUCCUCCAACACCAACACCACUAUCACCUCCAAUUUCACCAGCACUACCACCUAGAACACCACCACCAUCACCACCACCACCACCUUUAUCACCUCCAAUUUCACCAGCACUGCCACCUACACCACCACCACCACCACCUUUAUCACCUCCAAUUUCACCAGCACUGCCACCUAGAACACCACCACCACCAAAAACACCUCCUCCACCAAUUACACCAGCACCAUUAUCACCUCCAAUUUCACCAGCACUACCACCUAGAACACCACCACCACCACCGCCACCUUUAUCACCUCCAAUUUCACCAGCACUGCCACCUAGAACACCACCACCACCACCACCUUUAUCACCUCCAAUUUCACCAGCACUACCACCUAGAACACCACCACCACCAUCACCACCACCUUUAUCACCUCCAAUUUCACCAGCACUGCCACCUAGAACACCACCACCACCACCUUUAUCACCUCCAAUUUCACCAGCACUGCCACCUAAAACACCACCACCACCAAAAACACCUCCUCCACCAAUUACACCAGCACCAUUAUCACCUCCAAUUUCACCAGCACUACCACCUAGAACACCACCACCACCACCACCUUUAUCACCUCUUAUUUCACCACUGUUUUCCAGGAAAAUGGCUUGCCCCAGCGUUGUUUCCUGGACUGCCCUCGUGCUCGGCCAUGUGGACAAUGUCGAAGAAGAGCUGGCCUUGAAAAUUUUUUUCCAGGAGGCAAGCCUCAAGCGUCACUGCAGAUGCUCUGAGCUUUGCGCAAGUCAAGACCAGAUCUCUCGGCCUGGCAGUGGAUUUCUGCGACUUUGUCGAGCAGGAACUUGCUACUACCAGCAGAGUGUUUCCUCGUCAAUCCCAGGCAGGCCACUGGCGUAUUUCCACGUUGGGAGCUCGUUGAUCAAUCUGUAUGCCAAACUUGGAAGCCUUAUAAAUGCUCAGAGGCUCUUCGAGAGGACCAAGACGCAGAGAGAUCCAGCGAUCUGGACGGCCAUGGUCCUCAGCUACGUUGAAAGCAGAGAGCCCGAGCUCGCUGUGAAACUGUUCGAAUGA